Molecule: messenger RNA, 2810 nt
Organism: Oxyura jamaicensis (ruddy duck)
Lineage: Eukaryota; Metazoa; Chordata; Aves; Anseriformes; Anatidae
Gene: GPR37
Product: G protein-coupled receptor 37
Exons: 2
Coding region: 340-1812 (490 amino acids)
Biological process (GO): adenylate cyclase-inhibiting G protein-coupled receptor signaling pathway; positive regulation of MAPK cascade
Cellular component (GO): signaling receptor complex; plasma membrane
Molecular function (GO): prosaposin receptor activity; G protein-coupled peptide receptor activity
Source: RefSeq, a predicted model, not a curated record
UCUCCCACCGGAGACCUCUCCUCGCCAAUGGAGCCGGCGGCUGCCCGCAGCGGCAGCAGGCUGUAAAGAGGCGGCACGGGGCGAGGAGGCAGCGGUCCCGGGAAAGGGCGGAGCGCCGGGGGGGGUCCUCCCGGCUCCGCAGCCGCUACAUUAUUAACUCGGCGCGGCGGAGACGGCGCCACAACUUUCCGGCUCUGCCCCGGGAGGCGGCGAACAGAGAGCAUCCCGCAGCCGGGCGGCGAUGCGGGCUGCCCCCAGCCCCGCUCAGCGGGGGGGCCGCCUCCUCUGAAAGGCGAACGGGCUUUCCCCCCACCCCCCCCCCCCACCCCUUCCCCGGCCAUGCGGCCCCUCGGCACUCCCCUCGCCCUGCUGCUGUGCCAGGUGCUGGGCUCAUGGGCCGCCUGCGCCCUGCUCCCCGCCGCGGGCUCUGGGCUGCAAGAAAAUCUUAAUCGCCCCCCAUCUCCGCCGGCCACGGAGCCCCCCGGUCCUGGAAGCCCGGCGGCCGCUGCUCUCCGAGGGCGCGGAGCCCCCCCGGCGGGGCCUGGGAGCACCUGCGGGGCUGCGGGGCCCGGGCGGAGGCGGGCGCGGAGCAGCGGGGCCGGCCUGGGGGCGACGGGGGGCCCCCGAUGGCUGCCCCUGAACGGCUCGGGCCGAGGAGGAGAGGGGGGCGCGGGGGGUCGAGGUAACGGCACCGGGCGCCGCGCCCGGCUCCGCAACCCCUUCUACCCGCUGACCGAGGAGUCGUACGGAGCCUACGCCGUGAUGUGCCUCUCCGUGGUGAUCUUCGGCAUCGGCAUCAUGGGCAACAUGGCAGUGAUGUGCAUCGUCUGCCACAACUACUACAUGCGGAGCAUCUCCAACUCCCUGCUGGCCAACCUGGCCUUCUGGGACUUCCUCAUCGUCUUCUUCUGCCUGCCGCUGGUCAUCUUCCAGGAGCUCACCAAGAAGUGGCUCCUAGAAGACUUCUCCUGCAAAAUCGUCCCAUACAUCGAGGUAGCCUCUCUUGGAGUCACCACCUUCACACUGUGUGCCCUCUGCAUUGAUCGGUUCCGUGCUGCCACCAACGUGCAGAUGUACUACGAGAUGAUUGAGAACUGCACCUCAACGACCGCCAAGCUGGCCGUCAUAUGGGUCGGGGCACUGUUGCUGGCACUGCCAGAGGUCGUGCUGCGCCAGCUGACGAAGGAGGACCCUGAAUACAGCGGCAGCCCACCCGGGGAACGGUGCGUGGUGAAGAUAUCCACUGCACUACCCGACACCAUUUACGUGUUAGCUCUUACAUAUGAUGGGGCAAGACUCUGGUGGUACUUUGGCUGCUAUUUUUGUUUGCCUACCCUUUUCACUAUUACCUGCUCCCUGGUAACAGCAAGGAAAAUCAGGAGGGCGGAAAAGGCUUGCACAAGAGGGAACAAGCGACAAAUUCAGCUAGAAAGUCAGAUGAACUGCACAGUGGUGGCUUUGACCAUUUUAUAUGGGUUUUGCAUCAUUCCUGAAAACAUCUGCAACAUUGUGACUGCCUACAUGUCCACAGGGGUCUCUCGGCAGACUAUGGAUCUCCUCCAUCUCAUUAGCCAGUUCCUUUUGUUCUUUAAGUCCUGUGUUACCCCAGUCCUCCUUUUCUGUCUCUGUAAACCUUUCAGCCGGGCCUUUAUGGAGUGUUGCUGUUGCUGCUGUGAUGAAUGCAUCCAGAAAUCUUCAACAGUAACAAGUGAUGAUAAUGACAAUGAGUACACUACAGAACUGGAGCUCUCCCCUUUCAGCACCAUCCGUCGUGAAAUGUCUACCUUUGCCUCUGUGGGGACUCACUGUUAAUUGACCUUAGGACUUUAUUUUUUUUUUCUUUUUUUUUUUUUUUUUCUUCAUAUUUUAUUUUUUAACUUCAUAUUUUCCUUCUGGAAGCAAAGUGUAAGAAAAAGAAUUGAUUAUUGCAAACUACUCAGAAUCCAAUCUGCAUAUUAACAGCCAUGCUUUGGAAAAUAAUUUCUGUUUGGUUAUUAAAAUGAAAGAAAAGGAGAGAAGGAGAGACAGUACUCAAUUUUAAAUCAUGAGAUUUUGUACGGUGCAAGGAUAUUAUUGCUUAAGGAGGAAGAUCCAUAUCAGUUCACUCUUAUUUAAUUCCAUGAUUUUUUAUUUUUAUUUUUUUUAUUAACUGUAAUGUGAUUAUAUAGACAUUGUGGGUUUUGCAGGAUGUUUAAUGUCAAAGAUGUGAUGGAAAGUAUUUGAAGGUAGUUUUAAUCCAAUUACUGUACACUAUUGUGAGAACUCUUGGACUUUGGAAAAUUUAUAAAGUAGCAUAAAAAUAAAUGAGGUUUUAUUCUUUAACUUCCUUGUCAAUCUGCAUUUAACAAGGAUCACUUCUAAGUAGUAUUAAAUUCCUUUAAUAAGUAAAAAAAUCUUUACUUUGCAUAAAAUAAUUUAAAUAGCCAUAUUCGUGUACUUACCCUUGGAGACUAUAAUAGGGUGUUUAAGGAAGAUGGUAAUAAUGACAUUAGAUUUACAUGAGUGGAUUUUAAAUGUAUAUUAUGAAGAUCCAAUGUGCCUCAUUGAAACUUUCCUUCUUGACCUACAGGUAUACAAAACUGAGUUAUUUUGUACUUCUUAAAAAGAAAGAUUUGCUUUCUCACUAAAAUUUGUCUUGCGUGGUUUCAAAAUCAAGUUUCUUUCCAAUUUGUUAAUGGUUUUACAUUGGGGUUAUGUCCUCAGUCUCUGUGUAUAUAACUUCUGCUGGCUUUGGUGGGAGUCCUGUUGCUGCAGAGGAAGGCUUUCUUUCACCAGAAGUUUGCCAACAAUAAACGUGAGGGACUGCAAAA